Triticum urartu is the source of this 1559-nucleotide messenger RNA. Lineage: Eukaryota; Viridiplantae; Streptophyta; Magnoliopsida; Poales; Poaceae. The record is from RefSeq and is a predicted model, not a curated record.
AUUAAAAUUGAUACAAUAGCCCACGUAACAAGAGCACCGGCGAGCGACCUGGCCACUGACAAGCAGACCACGGAGGAUGGUUACAACAAAAUAUUAUGGUCCAGUUUUUUGGCUAAUUCUCCCAGAAUCUUGAGAAUUGACACUUCACUCAGCUUUUUUCAGAAUCUUGUACCCAUAUAUAUUUUUUACAAUCCUAACUGUUUACAUCCUAACUAGCUAGGAUUGUAAAAAAAAUGCAUAUUCAAGAUUCUGGGAGAAGCUGGGUGAAUGAUUGAUUCUUAAGAUUCCAAAAGAAUUGGCCAAAAAAACUGGGCCUACAUGUCCACGUGACUUUAACACUGAACCUGCUGUUGGACGCUUUCUCUACACAUGCUAGGGGUCACUCCUCGUGCUUUGGCGAUGACGGUACCUCUGCAACGUUCAACAGAUGAAACAAAACGAUCUCUGCUUUGUUUCCCUCUUGCAGAACUGUCGCAAGCACAUUGCUUCCAUGCGCGCUCGUACGGUUCCUUCGACCUCACGCAGCUGCGAUGACAAACCAAUAAACGCAAUGGUCAAUUCAUUCAUGCGUGACCUACUCAACUCCAUCGUUCUGUUAGAGUUCAGCAUAAGGCAUUUCAAUGGUCAGAUAUGGCUUCACGUAAUGAGCUAACUCCAAAAAGGGGACGUUCAUCUUUUCUCUUCAACUGCUGAGAGAAGUCCACAGAAGAGAGCUGCUGGUCUCACUGGGUUGGCGCGCGCGUAGCAGCUUCGAAGAGGCUCUUCGCAGCCUGUACAACUUGCAGCAACUAUAUAAGGCAGCACCAUCGGAUCCUGAUCUAUCACCUUCAACAAGCUCGUCUACAAUCCAGCAAACUAGCUAAAACCCACUUCCCCAAAAUGGCGUCCCAGCUUGUCGAGAGCCACCGCGCUGGUGCCGAGGUCCACAAGGGGAACGAUAUCUGCAAGAAGAAGACGGUCGAGCUUCUCGAAGAGCUCGGCCUCCCGAAAGGCCUCUUUCCUAUGGAUGACAUCGAGGAGGUCGGGCACAACUGUGAGAGUGGGUUCGUGUGGAUACUUCAGAAGAAGGAGAAAGAGCACACGUUCAACAAGCUCAACCAGACCGUCUCCUACGACACUGAGGUGACCGCUUUUGUGGAAAAGGGUAAGAUGAAGAAGGUCACCGGGGUCAAGAUCGAGGACCUGUCUUUGGUCGAGGUCUAUGUGGAUGAGUCUUCUGCUGAUAAGGUUACCAUCAAGACCGACACCGGUCUGUCUGACACCCAUGAUGCGGCCGUGUUCGCUCUCGGAGAAUAGGGAGCUACUAGUUAAAAAGGCCAGAAGAAUAAAGUUAGUGAAUGGUUCGGCACUGCAGUUCACAUGUUAUGCAGAAGUAUAUGUUUCCGUUUUCUUUGUAAUCUAAUAAAGGUUGUUGCAUGAGUAUUGCUUCCUUUCAGCCCAUGUUAUGCAGAAAUGUAUGUUUCUGUUUUCGUUGUAAUGUAAUAAAGGAUGUUGCAUGAAUGUUGCUUCCUUUCAGCCUGUAAGCAUACGCCAAAUGUAAUGAAUAAUACUUAUACCGC